Molecule: messenger RNA, 2544 nt
Organism: Brassicogethes aeneus
Lineage: Eukaryota; Metazoa; Arthropoda; Insecta; Coleoptera; Nitidulidae
Source: the annotation of a GenBank genome assembly
CACUCCCUUGUUUAGAGCGAGAAAACGCGUAUCUUCUUAUAAAAGUCAACUCGCGAUAUCGUGCGUGAUUUUAACUAUUUUGUUUAGAUAUAUUACAGAUUUAGGGAUUACAGAAUGUCAGGAAAAUCGCCUGCGAAAAUUGUUUUGGAGGAUGAUAAGAAAUUUAUGUUGAUGAAGUUUAGAAGAAGCGUAAUGGAUAUUGCUCAACCUAACCAUGACGACCAUUUCCUUCUUAGAUGGCUUAGAGCUCGAUCUUGGAAUCCCGAAGCGGCGGAAAAAAUGCUGAGAAAUUCUAUGAAAUGGAGGACCCAAUGGGAGGUAGAUGGAGCUCUAAAAACAUGGAAUCCUCCUGAAGCUGUAGCGCUCUACCAUCCAAGUGGUACCUGUGGUACCGAUAGAGAGGGAGCACCCGUAAUCGUUGUACCUUUCGCUGGUUUGGAUAUAAUAGGUCUUUUAAAUUCAGUUUCCCGGCAAGAUUUGGUAAGAACUACCAUACAAGUGCUGGAGUACAAUUUAGAAAUGGCGCAAGAAACUGGCGCUAGACAGGUAGUUGUUGUUUUUGAUAUGGAAGAUUUUAAUUUGAGGCAAUAUGCCUGGAGACCAGCUGCCGAGGUAGUUAUAUCCCUAAUUCAGAUGUAUGAAGCAAACUACCCAGAAAUUUUGAAAGCGUGUUACAUAGUAAACGCACCCAGAGUAUUUGCCAUAGCUUUCAACGUGGUCAAGAAGUUUUUAAACGAAUACACUCUAGGGAAAAUUAUGAUUUAUAAAAAUGAACCAAAGAAGUGGAAGAAAAUAUUGGUUGAAAAUAUAGGCGCCGAAAAUAUACCUAAACAUUUUGGUGGGGAAUUGUGUGAUCCUGAUGGAAAUCCAAAGUAUACCACAAAAGUUAAACAAGGUGGAAAAGUUCCAAAAUCCUAUUACACGAAAAAUUUACAAGCUCCUGAAACUACCCAUCAAAGGGAAUAUGUAACAGCAACUGUAAAAAAAGGCGAAAAGCUGGUUUUAGAUUUUAUAGUGGCCGAGGAAGGAUGCUUUUUAAGGUGGGACUUUAAGAGCGAAGGGCACGACAUUAGGUUCGGAGUGACACUGAAAGAUGCCGAUGGAAAUGUGAGCCCCGCAAUCCACCAUCGCAGAGUAGCGGCGCACCAAAUGGCAGAAAACGGUGUCUUAGCGUGCCAGGCACCUGCCACCUAUACCGUCACUUUUGAUAACUCAUACAGCCUUCUAAGAAGCAAAAAACUCACAUACUCUGUGUAUGUAACUGAACCAAUCAGCACCCUCAACAUAAUACCACCUGAGGACGCCAAAAUUGAAGAUCUCAUUGCAGACAAAGAGGAAGAUAAAUCUCAAAAAACGCAUUCCAAUAUUAUAGAAGCUGUACAUUAAAAGUAUUAAAUUUGUAUAAUUUGUUGGCUAUAUUUAUUUUACCCAAUUGACCAAUGUUUUUUGCGUGCAUUGUUUUGUUCUAGGGAAUUGGUAAAAUGAAUGUAGUUUGUACUAAAUGUGUAUAUUUUUAUAGGUGAUUUUUUAAAUAAAAUAAAAUUUUGUUUUGAAUUUUUAUUCAAGUAUAAUCCUACUAAUACCUAAUGUAAGUUUGUUUUUUAUAUUUAUUUCUUUUACAAUGCCGCGGGUAUGAAUAUAAAAAUAUGACUAUAUUAUUAGAAAAUUAUUAUUAUAUUAAUAUAAAAAAUGUGGAAUAAUUAAGUUUUAUAAACUAAUCAUCUUCAUCAGUGAAAAGCAUUUCUACUAGUUCUGGGUUUUCACAUUGAUCCCCAAUUAAUCUUUGGUGUCCUUCCCAUCUUAUUAUACUUGGCAAAACCAUUACUUUUGUUCUUUUAUCCGUUCUAAAGGAAGACUUUGGAUCUUUCCAACUAAAAAAAAUAAAAAAAUUGUUUAUUUUAAUACAUUUAUUUGUAAUACUUACGUAGGUCUAUCUCCAACUUCCACAUAAAUGAAGUAUGAUUCAUUGCUUUCUUCUUUCUCUGCUGAUUCUUCAGUUGUUUUACUUUCUUGUUCUUUUGUUUCCAUGGCUACCUCUGGUUUCCCAUCUUGUUCUUUUUUUUUCUUCAAUUUACUUUCUGGUUCUUUUGUUUCCUUUGGUUUACUUUCAUGUUCUUUUGUUUUCUUGGCUUCCUUUGGCUUAUUUUCUUGUUCUUUUGUUUUCUUGGCUUCCUUUGGCUUCUCUUCUUUUGUUUCCAGCACCUGUUCUUCUAUUUUCUUGGUUUCACUUUCUUCAUGUUCUUGGCUGGGUCCUUCGAGUUUUUUCAAGACUCCCUCAAUAACAGGCCACGCUAGAAAAAAAUCGUUGUACUGUCAAAACUUGGAUUUUAGUGAAACAAACCACCUCUGAUGCAGUCGUCGCACCAACUUUCCCCGUUUUCCAGUUUCGAUCCGGAAAAAUAAACGUGCACGGUUUUUCCUUUGCUCUCAAAUUUUUCGAAAAAUUUACAAAAAUCGUCGUAUCCGUUGAUGUGCUCGCGAUGUAAACCCAUUUCGGAGAAUUUAACCCAACCCAACUUUUUUGACAAUCAGCUGAUUUUACAG